AGGAAGCGGCUGGCCGGAGCUACCGUGCACGGGCAAAACAAGCACCGCCCGGGCUCGGGAUCGCCCGGGACCUUCUGGAGCCCGCACCUCGGAGCCCGAGGGAGGAGAAGGCGGCGGCCGCUCGAGUGCCCGGUCAGCUUUCUAGCUGGAGCGCGAUCAUGGAGGUGGUGCCGGCCGAGGUGAAUAGUUUGCUUCCAGAGGAGAUAAUGGACACUGGUAUAACUUUAGUGGAUGAUGAUAGUAUUGAGGCUGUUAUUGUUUCAUCCCCAAUUCCCAUGGAGACAGAACUGGAAGAAAUUGUCAACAUAAAUUCUACUGGUGACUCUACAGCCACGCCCAUUUCCACGGAACCAAUCACAGUGUACAGUAACCACACUAACCAAGUUGCAGUGAAUACCACAAUUACUAAAGCAGAUGCUAAUACCACAGUGAAACCAGCUUUUCCAAGUGGCCUUCAAAAACUUGGUGCUCAGACUCCUGUGACUAUAUCAGCCAAUCAGAUUAUUUUAAACAAAGUAUCACAGACAUCUGAUCUUAAACUUGGCAAUCAGACCCUUAAACCAGAUGGACAGAAGUUAAUUUUAACAACUUUGGGCAAGUCUGGUUCACCAAUUGUUUUAGCACUGCCCCAUAGCCAACUACCCCAAGCUCAGAAAGUUACAACUCAGGCCCAGUCAGGAGAUGCUAAGUUACCACCGCAGCAAAUUAAAGUAGUUACCAUUGGAGGGAGGUCAGAGGUGAAACCUGUCAUUGGUGUCUCAGCAUUGACCCCAGGAAGUCAACUGAUUAAUACGACAACUCAGCCCUCUGUGUUACAGACCCAACAGUUAAAAACAGUACAGAUUGCUAAGAAGCCUCGAACACCAACCUCUGGUCCAGUAAUCACGAAGCUGAUCUUUGCAAAACCAAUUAAUAGUAAAGCAGUUACAGGACAGACAACUCAAGUAUCACCACCAGUCAUUGCAGGUAGGGUCCUUUCACAGUCUGCUCCCGGAACCCCGUCCAAGACCAUAACGAUAUCAGAAAGUGCUGUUAUCGCAUCAACUUUAAACUCUACAACACAGACACCAAAUAAAAUAGCCAUCUCACCUCUGAAAUCGCCAAAUAAGGCAGUGAAGUCAACGGUGCAGACCAUCACUGUUGGAGGAGUGAGCGCAUCCCAGUUUAAGACAAUCAUUCCUCUGGCGACUGCCCCCAAUGUCCAGCAGAUCCAAGUGCCUGGAAGCAAGUUUCAUUAUGUGCGACUUGUCACAGCCACAACAGCCAGUAGCUCAGCCCCGCCGGUUAGUCAGAAUCCCAGUACAAACACUCAGCCUCUUCAGCAAGCAAAGCCAGUGGUUGUCAAUACAACUCCAGUGCGGAUGUCAGUUCCAAUUGUCUCAGCUCAGACUGUCAAACAAGUUGUUCCCAAACCAAUCAAUCCAACUUCACAGAUAGUGACCACUAGCCAGCCACAGCAGCGGCUCAUCAUGCCGGCCACGCCACUGCCGCAGAUCCAGCCCAACCUCACCAACCUGCCGCCGGGCACCGUCCUGGCACCAGCUCCGGGAACAGGGAACGUGGGUUACGCAGUGCUUCCAGCCCAGUACGUUACUCAGCUGCAGCAGUCCUCAUACGUGUCUAUAGCAAGCAACUCCAACUUUACCAGCACAUCUGGUAUCCAGACCCAGGCAAGGCUUCCGUUCAAUGGAUAUUGUGAUUGCUUUGCAAAUGGUGAAUUUUGCAACAACUGCAAUUGUACUAAUUGUUAUAACAAUUUGGAACAUGAAAAUGAAAGGCAAAAAGCAAUAAAGGCAUGCCUCGACAGAAAUCCAGAAGCCUUUAAGCCUAAGAUAGGCAAAGGAAAGGAGGGGGAAUCAGACCGACGUCACAGCAAAGGGUGUAACUGCAAACGAUCGGGAUGUCUCAAAAACUACUGUGAAUGCUACGAGGCAAAAAUAAUGUGUUCCUCAAUAUGCAAAUGUAUUGGCUGUAAGAAUUUUGAAGAGAGCCCAGAAAGAAAGACACUGAUGCACUUGGCAGACGCAGCCGAAGUCAGGGUCCAGCAGCAAACGGCAGCAAAGACUAAGCUAUCCUCUCAAAUUUCGGAUCUGCUUACGAGGCCGACACCGGCUUUGCACAGCGGGGGAGGAAAGUAAGUCAGUAGUUUUAUCUCUUCUUAGAUAGCCGAAGCCACGUGUAACUGCCUUCUUGCCCAGGCAGAGCAGGCAGACAAGAAGGGGAAGUCAAAGGCAGCCGCCGAACGGAUGAUACUCGAGGAAUUCGGACGAUGCUUGAUGAGUGUCAUCAGCUCCGCAGGGAAAGCAAAAAGUGACCCUUGUGCCAUGAAUUGCUAACUCCUGCGCAAAAGACUGAUAGAUGGAACUGUGCGGAAAAUGUAAGGUGCAGGGACACUUGAUUUUCUGGAAGAUAGUUUAACGAUUACUGUAUUUUAAUUCAGUCCUUGUUUUAAGAGACCUGAAAUUAUAAUAUUGAAAGAGAAAAAAUUUUAAAUGAGGAAAUUAGUAUGUUUUAAAUCUUAGAUCU
Molecule: messenger RNA, 2526 nt
Organism: Propithecus coquereli (Coquerel's sifaka)
Lineage: Eukaryota; Metazoa; Chordata; Mammalia; Primates; Indriidae
Gene: LIN54
Product: lin-54 DREAM MuvB core complex component
Exons: 12
Biological process (GO): regulation of DNA-templated transcription
Cellular component (GO): nucleus
Source: RefSeq, a predicted model, not a curated record